Messenger RNA from Rhodotorula toruloides NP11, 1755 nucleotides. RefSeq names its product 5-oxoprolinase. Bases 1 to 1755 code for a protein of 584 amino acids. Gene Ontology annotation, cellular component: cytosol. The record is from RefSeq and is a predicted model, not a curated record. NCBI's taxonomy places the organism in Eukaryota, Fungi, Basidiomycota, Microbotryomycetes, Sporidiobolales, Sporidiobolaceae. Gene Ontology annotation, biological process: glutathione metabolic process. Gene Ontology annotation, molecular function: 5-oxoprolinase (ATP-hydrolyzing) activity. The transcript has 6 exons.
AUGGCCAUCGAGAAACCCGACCCCAUCCUGCUUACGCUAUUUGCGAACCGCUUUAUGAGCGUCGCCGAGGCCGCCGGUCGCGCUCUCCAGCUCACUUCCAUCAGCACUAACAUCAAGGAAAGGCUCGACUUUUCGUGUGCACUGUUCGCUCCGAACGGAGACCUCAUCGCCAAUGCGCCUCACCUGCCCGUCCACCUCGGCUCAAUGUCCUUCGCCGUCCGCUACCAGGUCGCAACUCUCGGCGUCGGACCGGAUUCGCCCAGCGGCGACGGCAUCGUCGAUGGCGAUGUUCUCCUGACGAACUCUCCCACCGCUGGAGGAAGCCACUUGCCUGAUCUCACAGCCGUGCGUCCAGUAUUCGACGCCGAGAAGAAGAACAUCAUCUUCUUCGUCGCAUCUCGCGGACAUCACGCCGACAUUGGCGGCGUAUCGGCCGGAUCGAUGUCUCCGAACGCUACGACCAUCUUCGAGGAGGGCGCAAACAUCGAGACGUUCAAAAUCGUGCGCCAGGGCAAGUACGACCGCGAGGGAUUGUACCAGCGACUCGUCACGGAACCCGCUUCGUACCCUGGCUCGUCGGGCUCCCGCUGCUUCCGCGACGUCGAGUCGGAUUUGCAGGCGCAGAUCGCUGCGAACCAUCGCGCUGUGACCCUCCUCUACGGCUUGAUUGACGAGUACGGCCUCGAUACGGUCCAGCGCUACAUGGGCUUCAUCCGCGACAACGCCGAGUUCGCCGUCCGCAACCUCCUCUGCAAGGCGGCCAAGCGUGCGGGCAAGAAUGUCCUACACGCUAUCGACCACAUGGACGACGGCUCGCCUAUCGAGUUGACCAUCACGAUCGACGAGGAGACCGGCAGCGCCGUCUUCGACUUUGAAGGAACGGGCCCCGAGACCUGGUCGUCUCUCAAUGCGCCGAUGGCCGUCUGCUCCUCCGCCGUCAUCUACUGCCUCCGCAUCAUGUGCGACGAGGAGAUCCCGCUCAACGCCGGCUGCCUCGCGCCUAUCGAGCUCAGGAUUCCCAAGGGCACGAUCCUCAACCCGUCCGAGACCUGCGCCGUCGUUGGCGGCAACGUCACCACCAGCCAGCGGGUCACCGACACGGUUCUCCGCUGCUUCGAGGCCGUCGCGGCGUCGCAAGGCGACUGCAACAACUUUACUUUUGGCACUUCAAACUUCGGUUACUACGAGACGAUCGCUGGCGGCAGCGGAGCUGGUCCCUCUUGGCACGGCGAGUCCGGCAUCCACUGCCACAUGACCAACACCCGCAUCACCGACGUCGAGACGCUCGAACGACGCUAUCCGUGCCUCCUCCACGAGUUCAGCAUCCGCGAGGGAUCCGGCGGCAAGGGCAAGUUCAAGGGCGGCGAUGGAGUCGUGCGGGACGUCGAGUUCACGAUUCCUAUCGAGGCGUCCAUCCUGUCGGAGCGUCGCGUCAAUCAACCGUACGGUCUCAAGGGUGGCCAGCCUGGCGAGCGCGGCAAGAACUUGUGGAUCAAGCAGCGCAGAAAGGAGGACGGCGACUGGAAGGCCGACGACUCGUCGCCUCGUGUCAUCAACCUUGGACCGCGAAGCACAAUCAAGAUGGGCGCCGGCGACCGCUUCGUUAUCCACACGCCCGGCGCAGGAGCUUGGGGCGACGAGGACUGGCAAGACGAGAACGUCGCUCCGAGUGCGUCGAAGGCGGCGAGCAAGCCUACUCUCGUUGGACUGGUCGGAAGUCUCGCUGAGCGGGCGGCGGCGCAACUUGGUGUCUAG